AUGCAUCUUGAUGGUGCACAUGAAGAGGCUGGCCAUGUAGUACAGCCAAAUGCUGCUGUACCCGUUUCUGAGCCUUUACAAUCGAAAGUGACCGGGAUGUCAUACAGUCCCCCAACGUCUGAUGAUGAGGAAGUCGACCAGCUGAGCGAGGAUAAGCCAAAGUCAGGCCCAGUUAACACAGGCUAUUCGCAAUUCCAAUUUAUGCCAGGGAACACCACUUCUCGUACCUACAAAACGGUCUUUUAUCCCGGUGACGACAAGGCUCUUCCCAGCACAUCUUGGAAUACAUGUGCGAUGCUUGCCCUCACAGAUCCAGACCAUUCUACUGUGUAUGCUGACAUCAGAAGGAUGCAACAACUUGAAAAAGAUUCACUUACCGCAAUCCCUCGCGCGUCUGAAUUCCACUUCUUUUACGACUCUUCUAUGUCAGAUAUAGUUCAUAAUUCUCCGUACCCGAAAUCCUUGUUGUUCUCGAACAACCCCUUCCUCGAUGCACACAUCGUCGAAAUCCAAGAGGUCUCAUUCCCUGGCAAUUCUGUUUUGGAGACGCACGGUCCUAUUCCAGCAUUCACUUCAACUAGCCCUACUGCCAUGGAUGAAGUCAUUUCCACCACCUCCGAGCUCGAUUCCCUCACUGAGGAUUCUGAGUCCUGUGUAUACAGGAUUUGGUCUGCAACCUGA
Molecule: messenger RNA, 681 nt
Organism: Desarmillaria tabescens
Lineage: Eukaryota; Fungi; Basidiomycota; Agaricomycetes; Agaricales; Physalacriaceae
Exons: 1
Coding region: 1-681 (226 amino acids)
Source: RefSeq, a predicted model, not a curated record